UGAUGGAGUUGUUUUAGUUUUCGUGUUUGUUAUCUUUGGUAUUUAAUGGACUGUCACGUGUAAAAAUAUGUAUCUAGAUAUUAUUAAUUAAAUUAUUUAUUAAAAUGUCGUGGUUAGGGGAUCAGUUUAGCUCUAUAACUGGUAAAAUAACAGAUUUUACGAAAGAAGUUUUAAUUGAAAAUAAUUCCUCGGGGCUGACAGACGAAGAAUCAAACCAAAAUGGUGUUCUGUCUUUUAAGGAGCUUGUUGAUCUUUGCAAAGAAAAGGAUCAGAAGAUAGAGCAAUUGAUGCAAGAGAAGGAGAAUCUUGAGCAGAGUAUUGAAGAACUAGAUCAACAGCAUCGAGAAGAAACUAGUUGUCUCUUGCAGUUAAAAAAUAGUGCAGCAACUGAAAAUAAAAUACUAAAAGAAAAAUUAUUGGAACAAGAAAAAAAAUUGUCUGAAAAACCUGAUUUUCCAUGCCAUGAUUUUGAUCUUCUUAAUAAAGACAUAAAAGAAGCUUUGAUUAAUAAUAUGGGUUUAAAUUCAGAAAAAUUAGAUAGCUCUUAUAGUAAGAAAAACCAAAACCUAAUGACUCUUCUGCAGCUGUUUUCUAAUAGUAGUACAGAAGAAAAUUUAAAAGACAAUAUAGUGUGGCUCAAAAAUCAAAAACUUCACUUGACAAAUUCUAUAUGUGAAGAAAAUGAGGAGGAUGUAAACAAUUUAAUAAACAAAAUUGAUAGUUAUAUAAUUUUUUUAGAAACUGCAAAUACUAAUCAGGAAUCUUUGUUUCCUGUUUUAGGUGAAAUUUGUUAUGUGAUAAAUUUACUAAUUUCAAAUAUUACCCACUUAAAUGAGAAAUUAAAUUUAACCCUGUCUGAUGGGGAAAAAUUUACAAAAGAUAUUUGUGAAAAUAAGCAAUAUAAUAUUGUAGAAAAGUGUGAAGCAUUCUCUCAAACAAAUGUUGCAGCUACUUCCGAUUUUGCAGUGCAAAGUUAUGAGGGUUUUUAUAAUCAGGGUGCUGCAGUGACUUCUUCAAAACAUUCCCAAACAGAUGAUUCUUCUACUGUAGAUACCGAAACACAAAAGAAUAAUUUUAUAUUAAAUCAACUACAAUCUAACAUUGAUAAUUUAGAACAAGAAAAAACUCAAUUAGAAAAUGAAAUUAUUUCUUUGAAAUCUUUGUUAAAUAAAACAUCAUCGUCUGCAUAUAUCCAAACUGAUGAAUAUGUAUGUGAAUGUAAUUCCUUGAAAGCAAAAGUUGAUGCUGCUAAAUCAGAGCUUAUCAAUAUGGAACAGAUGUUUUCUGCUCAACAGCAAGAAUAUUUAACUCAAUUGAAUGACAUGAAAGAAAAAUUGCAUUUAAAAGAAUCUAUAGUAACAGAAAAGGACACUGUAAUUCAGUCUCAGAAAAAUGAAAUAACUUCUUUGCAUAGUAAAAUAAGCACUUUGAUAGAUAAUUUAAAUUCUUUGAAAAAGGAACAUUAUUCUAAGGACAUUAAUUUUUUUGAAAAUUCAAGUGAAAAUCUUUGUACAAACAGUAAUACUGGAAAGGAUAAUGGAAUUGAAGCAAAACUUUUGCAAGAGAAGGUGUCUGCUUUAGAAUUAGAAAAAGGGAAACUUCUGUGUGUUUUAAACGAAAAAUCUCAGGAAUGUAGCACUUUAAAAACUGAGGUUCACAAACUCACUAGCAUUGUAGCAUCUGAAAAACAGGCUUUAUUAAAGCUGCAACAAGAUAACUGUGAGUUAAAACUCUCUAGUAAAGAGAAAUCAGAUCCAGAACUUACCAAGGAAACAAUCAAGAAAUUAAGUAACAUAAUUCGAGACAAAGAUUUUGAAAUUGAAUCUCUAAAGCAGAAGAAUUCUACUCUUACGACUUUGAUUCAAGAAACAUCAAAUAUUCCUGAACAUCUUCAGUCACUCCUAGAGGAAAAAGAAAACUUAGCGAAGCAAAUAAAAAUGUGUAAAACAGAACGUGAAAAAUUCAUGGUGAGCUACAAUACGAAAGACAAGGAAUGUCGUAAAUAUAUGGCAGAAAUGAAAGAAUUGGAGACAACUUUUUCACAGCAAAGAGAAAAAUUUGAUCUUCUUGAGCAAACUCACCAAUCUCUUGUUCAGCAGUAUGAAGAAAAACAAAAAUCUUUAAUCAAUGCGCAGAAUGAAAUGAUAAUCUUAAAGCAACGAUUGGCAGAUCUUGAGCAGCAGCAUUUUGAUAUUAAGGAAAAAUACAGUAACUUUCUUAACCAGAUGAAUUCUGAUGCUAUCAUUCAGAUCACAAAAGAUGAACUCCAAGACAAAAAUACCAAAAUUGAACAGCUAACAUGUGCGAAUGAAGAGAAAGAUCAUUUAAUACAAGAAAAAGAUUGUAUGAUCCAUGAUCUUUCACAACAAGUGAAGAAAUUGAAAUUGGAAUCAGAGCAACAGCAGCAAAUCACACAAACUCUUGAAAAGAAAAUAUCAGAUUCUAUGAAUAAAGUAGCAGACAUGAAGAAUUCUCUUGAAGAUUUGGAGAAUGAAAAAACAGUGCUGGAACAGAAACUUCAAGAUAAAGAUUCUGAAUGUAGCCUAUUGAAAGACAUGAAUGAGAGACUGAAUAUGGCUGUUAAAGAGCAAGAAUUCUCAAUUCAAUCCAUGACAGAAAAGCUAUCUUCCUUGUCUCAGUAUAUCAACAGUGAUCAUUCUUCCCCUUCUGGAACUGUUGAUAUCAAUCAGAUUCUGGCAGAUAGUGAAGCAAUGUUCAGCAAAGCCCAGGACUUGUAUAGGGAAAGAGAUGAAACUCUUCUGGCAUUGAACCAAAGCAAACAGGAAAAUCAAAAUCUUCGAAAUGAGAUUCAACGAAUGAAAAGCAAUGAAAUUCAUCUUAAAAAUGAGCUUGAGCGAUUGCGGCAACAUCUGUUAGAGAUUGAAGAAAAUUAUACCACUGAAGCUUUAAAAGCUGAGGAAAGACAAAAACAUCUACAAGAUGAAUUAGUUGAAGUGAAGAGGCGUGCAGAAAUAACAAGUACAGCUGUCGUGGAUACAAAUCAAAGAGCAAGUAUCCAGAUUGCUAGUCUUCAAGAACAGUUGUCUAUUAUAGCAAAUCAACGGGAUGAAGCCUUAUCUCAUAUUUCUUCUCUUGAAGAUCAAGUGUUACAACAUUCCACAUCCGUGAACAAAUUGCAAUUGGUUCUUGAACAGAUGCAGAGAGCUAAUGAAAGAAAACUCAAAGAAGUAGAAAAUAAAUGGCAGUUGUUAUUAGAUAAAGAAAAGAUGGCAUACAAAAAACUAUCAGAACAGUUGCUGAUGAAAGAGAGGCAACUAGAGGAGAGUUCUCAAGCCUUGGAAGCAGCUUCAAGGUUAAGUGAGCAAUUAGAUGCCAAGGAAGAAAUAAUUGCUAACUUGAGGAGUGAAUUAUCAAAAACAGAACAUAAAAUAAAAUCUACAACCCUAGAAAUUGAUACAAUUAAAAGCAAUACUGAAGGAAAAGUUGACAGGUUAGUUAUGAAGAGCUUAGUUCUUGGAUAUUUCUCAACGCCUCCCAAUCAGAAAUCGGAAGUGAUUCGUCUGCUUGCAAGGGUUUUAGAUUUUAAUCAGGAAGAAAUGGAAAAAGCUGGUAUUGUGGUUGGAAGACAGAGUAAAAAUCAAGAAAAUAGAGGAAUAUUUUCUUCCAUAUUUGGACGCUUGCCCAGAAUGAGUUCUGAACAACAGCAACAAAGGCAGUAUGAACCAGAAAAAUCAUUUACUACUUUAUUUGUACAAUUUCUGGAGCAUGAAUCUCAGCCCAUAGUUCCCAUGCCCUUCCCCGUUGAAAAAAUGACACAAGAAGUAACACAUCAUAAGUCCCAUCUUAUAAAGAAACCCCAAUCACAACAAAAUCAAGGUUCACCCCGAAAAAGUCCAUUGCUAUUAGACAUAGAUUCAGCUUUUCCCUCUUUUACCCCAGUGCCAGCUAUCGAGUAUUCAGCAUCACCAGCUCCAGCAAUCUUGAAAGAAGUCUUGGAGUAAUUUAUAUUUUAAAAUAUUUUCCUGCUUAUUUAUUGGCUAAGAGGGUUGUUAUCUGUGAAAAAUUCAUUGUGUUGUUAUAACUAUGCAUCUCAAAAAUCCUGAUAAUGUAAUGUAAAAAUUGUAAUUGAAUCAGACAUAUGUGUUUAAAAUUAUUGCAAAAUUUCUUGAUAAUACAUAGUUCAAAAUUGUUUUAAAUUUAUUUAGACAGUUAUAAAUGUUUUCUGAAAAUUUAUAUUUACAAUCAUAACCUGAAAUGUUUUGUAAUAUUUUGUUUUAGCUAUGCACUUAAUCUAAUUUGCUACUACUCCAUAUUAAAUUGAAUUUAAUUGGUAUAUAAGUUAUGGAUUCAUAAACAUUUUCAUUUAUCUUUAAUGUUUUCAGUUCGUAUAUUACUGAAAUUGUGUAAUAAUUUUAUUUUAUGUGAUGGAAAUCGAAUAUUGAUGAAAAUUCAAAACAAAGGUCUUCUUAUCGUUUUUGCAGACCUUUGAUGAAAUUAUAUAUAUAUACUUUAUAUUAUUGACCUUAUUUGUGGCAUUUUUAAACUACAAACAUGUUAGAGUUUCAUGUUUUAUGAUUCUUUGAUUAUGUAUUCUUUCUUGUUGAUGGCAUGUUAUUAUAAAUUAUUUUAUUUUUCAUUUUUAUAUAUUAUUUAUAUUUCUUCAAAUUAAAUAUAAAAUUGUUUUCUGUAAUUUGUUAUUUAAUAUAUUACUUUGAUUUUCUUUCAUAAAAAAAAAUUUGUUAGAAAAAUGUGAGAUUGAAAUGGAAAAGGAGUAUAUAUUUUUAGAAAAUGCAAAAAUCUGCAAUACAGGUAUUUUUCAUAAUUCAUCUCUUCUUAACAAGAGAAAGGGUAGAAAAAAUUGUGCAAUUUGUUGCUUGAUACAUUUAAAUAAUUGUGUGGAAUGCAUUCCAUCCAUAUAGUAAAGUGAGAAUUUUUUUAAAUUUUACUAGUCCUUGUAAAUACGUACAUAGAUAUAUAUAAUACUGUAUAUAAAUAUCUAUUUCAUUUUUGAAAAUUAUUACAUUUUUGGAUGCUGAAAAAAUAAGUGUCAGACUUUUUACCUUGAUUUUAAAAUCAAUGCCUUGUUUGAUGUGUAAAUCAUUUAGUAAACUACAUCAUUUAGGUCAUUAGGUGUAAAAAAAGAUAUUUCUUUUUGACUCUGAAUUCAAUGACAUGAUGUCAGAUCUCCUGAAUAUUAUUGAAUAUUGCAAUAAAAUCAUGUAGUGUGGAAUUAACUCAAGACCAAAAUGUGAAUUGCAAAUUUUAAAGUCUCUAUAAUUACUGGCCUGUUCUUUGCUUAUUUUUAAUGCAUCUUUUGAUAUGCAUAUAUAUGUUUCAAAAGAAAUUUGGAAAUUAUGAAAGAUUAUUUUAUUAAAAUUUCAAAAGAAUUAUCCCUUUAGAAUUAUCUUCUAAUAGUCUAUAAAUGUUGUAAUCAUUUUUAAAUAAGCUAUCUUGUAUAUAAUGUGCAUUUAAUGGAAUUAUUUUUAUAUUAUUCAAUUGUGAAUCUAGUUGUUAAUUUUUUAAUGCAUUGAAUAAUUUUUUAAGGUGCCUUGCAUAAUUUUGAUCUCUGAAUAAAAGAAAAUGCAUUUGUAUGUUUUAUAAAAAUUGUUGUUUUGUCCUGGAAAAAAGUUUUUUUAAAGUUCUUAUAAUGAUUAAAGUUGUUAAAUGAAUAAUAGUAGGUUUACAAAUUUGGAACAUCCAUUUUUAUUGGUACUUUGGUUUUCUUGCAAAUACAUAGAAUUAUUGUUUUAAAUAUGCUUUAAACUGGCAUAUUCUUUUUACAAGAUGGGGGCUUUUUUUUUUUUUUUUUUUUUUUUUUUUAAUAAAUAGCAAUGUGCAAGUUUAGGUCUGUAUUCUAUUAAAUAUGGUCUUGUAUUAAAAGUAGACUAAGUUUUGGCAUCCUAACAUUAAAUUUAUGUAUUGCUUUUAUAGCAUAAAAUACCUAUUCCGUUUUGUUUAUUUUAUAUGAUUUUAGUUCAUAUUCUCAUUUUCAGUGCUCAUUAUAUAGUUUCAAACUUUGCAUUUAAACUAAUAAUUCAAUUUUUUUCUAGUAUUGUUCUUGACUUACUUCAAUAUUUAAGUUUUUAUUCCUUCUUUCAGUAUUACAUUUACAUUUUAUAAUAUGAAUAAGUAUUUUUUUUAGCAAUUUUAAUAUGUCUUAAUAAAAUAUUGCCACUAGCUUACAUGUUGUUGUAAAGAAAAGAAAAUUUUCUAAAAAUAAUUUCAACAAAAAAAAGAGACAGCAUUUAAUUUUUGAUUUUACAUAAUGAGAAGAAAGUUGAAAUUUAAAAUAAUGCUCAAGAAAUGAUUAAAUUGUUAAAACUUGUAUUCAUCACAUAAAAAUACUUAUUACAGCAGAAUUAUAAGUAAUUAGAUUUGUAAUUCUUUUUUCAUGAGAAGAAUGGUCAUUCUGAAAGAGAUGAAAUUAUCUUUGCAAAUAUUUUCAAGGUAUCAAUGCUCUGGUUUCUUCUCAGCCUUACACUAUCUUUUGUCUUUUUAUUUAAGUACUCUCAAAGGCAGAAUUUAUAAAUGCAUUAAUUAUUUUUUCAAGCUCUUCCUUAUCUUUAAUUCAUAGACUUCGUUUUAGAAGGUGAAUGAGGUACUACAAUUUUUCAAAAAAAGUUCAUUAAAGUUAAAUCUUUAAAGAUCUUAUAUUAAAUUAAAAAUUGAAGAUGCAGAGUGUUUUAUAACUCUCUCUAAAAUUUUGAAAUUAAUGAAUACACCAAGAAAUUUUGUAUCAUUAAAUAAUUAAAUUCACUUAAAAUUUUUCAGUUAAGUCACUUGAUAAACCUGAAUGUGCUCCACUUUCAACUAAAUUGAACUGAAAUGAUUCUAUAAUUGUAUGAAGCUUUUUUUUUUUCCCCUCUUCAGUAUUCGACUUUUCAUUAAUUUUUCCAAACUUAGAAGGCUUUUUAAAGCAUCUUUUAUUAGACUAUAGUUUUAGACAGGAGUGGAAUUUGAAUUUAUAUUUCUUUAACAGUGCUUAUUUGUUUGAUAUUUCAACAGACGAAGAAAGACAGAAGAAAAUUUAGAAAAAGGAGAAAUUCCUUAGUAAUAUUUAAAGAUAAAAUCUUCGUUAUCAUUAAGUAUCUGAUAAUUCAGAUGAAACCUAAAAUUGUAUUAGCAUGCAUUGAUAUAAAUACUGAAUCGUUCUCAACCUAAAAAUUGUUGUUCUGCAUUCUAUAUUAUUAUAGGUAAUUAAAUUUAUGCAUUUAUUUUGUAAUUGAAAGUUUGCGUUAAUAUUUUGAAAGAACUACAAGAUUUUUUAUUGUUAUAAAUAUUCUACAUCAUUUCUUGUGACUUUUUUUUUUCUUUUCUUUCCUUCUCUUUUCAGUGUAAACUACUUUUUAAUAAACAUAACACAGUGAAGCUCUAUGUAUGCUUUUUGUCAAUGAAGGAGGUAUAUCAAGCUUUUGAGUUGUAAUUUUUUAAAACUAUAAAAUAUUGGAAAGUAUUAAAUGAUCCAUUGUGGAAGAUGCUAAUUUGCAUAUUAUUGUUUUAAAACAUUUUUAAUAACUCUCAUUUUUUAAUAAAAGUAUUGUAAUAUUAUAUUCAUGAUCAAAAGAAUCUUUAAAAACUUAAUACAUUAUAUUCUUGGCCAUAUAUUUGCAGAACCUUUGGAAUUUUUCAUGUAUAUACAGAAUGAUUACUCAAUACAAAGUGCGCAAUCUGUUAUUUCAACUUUUGAGACUCAAAAAGUCAUGGUGUUUUACUUGGACCACUGUAUGUUUUAUUUUAUUUAAGUGUUGGAUUUAUAUGUAAAUAGUUAUAUAUAAUGUGUUAAACUGAAAGUAUUUAAAAUAAAGAGGUUAUUU
Messenger RNA from Argiope bruennichi, 7775 nucleotides. Its product is annotated as thyroid receptor-interacting protein 11-like. Gene Ontology annotation, biological process: endoplasmic reticulum to Golgi vesicle-mediated transport; Golgi organization. The transcript is spliced from 12 exons. The coding region runs from base 105 to 3962 and encodes 1285 amino acids. Gene Ontology annotation, molecular function: small GTPase binding. Gene Ontology annotation, cellular component: Golgi apparatus. The record is from RefSeq and is a predicted model, not a curated record. Lineage: Eukaryota; Metazoa; Arthropoda; Arachnida; Araneae; Araneidae.